AUGCCCGCCGCCUACCCGCAGCGGGCCCUGACGGUGCUGCUGCUUUUCGGCACGUUGGCCGCCGCCAUGGCCCUGCUCGCCUCCAGCCUCAUCUUCCAGCUGCCGUCGGGGCGGACUGGUACCGGUGCCGGGGCCGGGGCCGGUGCCGGUCGAGGGGCUCUGCCGGAGCCGGCGGCCGCCGUGCUGCUGCCGGUGUCGGCCGUGCUGGCCGCGCUCUGCCUGGUGCUCAACGUGAGCUGCCUCCUGCUCUGCCUCCUUCACGGUUACUUCAGCACCGAGCUGUGCCGGGGGCAGCCCGGGCCCGACCGGGCAGACUGGUUCCUUCUGGACAGCCGGACGGUUCGCCACGUUGCCAUCGGAUUGUUCUGCUGCGGGGUCUCAGUCUACCUAACAGCUCUCGCCAUCUACAUGCUGCUGCUGUUUGAACUGGAGGCCGGCAUCGCCAGCGCUUGUAUCCUCUCCUCUGGCAUCAUCGUCCUGCUGAUCACAGUGACGCACGCCCUGGUACGGGCUUCCCAGGUUUCACGCCGCAGCCGCUCCGAGGUCUCUCACACCCUGUACGAGAAUGACUCUGCCCAGCACGGCGAAUCCUCCACCAGCGAUCUGAACAACAAGAACGUAGCUGCGCCCCGGCCCCGGCCUGAGAUCCACCGGGAAUUUUCCUUCCCUCCUUUCCUGGAGCGCAAAUCCCAGCUGGGCUCUCCGGCCAGCAGCAACCUCACCUCCUCGGGCAGCCCCGAGCUUCGCUCCGAGAAGGAGAGCUACAACCUGCCCCGAACGCACAGGACGCUGUCGGCAGAGUCAGGCCUGCUGCAGGCACAGGGCAAGCCCUGGAACAGCAUCACGCAGGAGAUGAGGAACGUGCUGUCACGCAAACCGGGAGCCUCGGGCAAGGACUCGACUCUGGUGUGA
Molecule: messenger RNA, 912 nt
Organism: Gymnogyps californianus (California condor)
Lineage: Eukaryota; Metazoa; Chordata; Aves; Accipitriformes; Cathartidae
Gene: TMEM221
Product: transmembrane protein 221
Exons: 3
Coding region: 1-912 (303 amino acids)
Source: RefSeq, a predicted model, not a curated record